CACAAUGCUAGGCGCACGGAGACCAAACACGGUGGACGGGCCUCGCGAAUCCGUUUAAAUGCUCCGUUUACCGCGCAGCUAGCGGCGAAUGAGCGCCGUUGUCUUUUUUUUUUUGGUUCUGUAAGCCCGGUGAAGAAAGUUCCCGCUGCUCUCCCGGCGUCAUGGGCGGUCCUCCCAGGCUGCUGCUGGCCGGCCUCAUGGCGCUCUGCUCCGCCGCGGCGUCGGCUCAGGUGGAUGGAGCUCCGCCCUCUAAAAUAGCGGUGGUGGGGGCCGGCAUCGGGGGCAGCGCCACCGCCCAUUUCCUGCGUCAGCACUUUGGCCCCGAGGUGCAAGUGGACGUGUACGAGAAGGGCGAGGUCGGAGGUCGCCUGGCCACGGUCACGGUCAACCACAACGACUACGAGUCGGGAGGUUCCAUCAUUCACUCGCUCAACCUCCACAUGCAGGACUUUGUCAAGCAGCUGGGCCUGAAGUACCGCCGCAGCGUGGCGGGGAAGACGGCGGUGUUCAACAGCGAGGAGGUGAUCCUGGAGGAGACCGACUGGUACCUGCUGGACCUCUCCCGCUUGUGGUGGCGCUACGGCAUCAGCUUCAUCCGCCUGCAGAUGUGGGUGGAGGAGAUCAUGGAGAAGUUCAUGAGGAUCUACAAGUACCAGGCCCACGGCUACGCCUUCAGCUCUGUGGAGGAGCUCCUGGACUCUCUGGGGGGGAGUGGCUUCAUCAACAUGACGCGCAAGCCGCUCUCCGAUUCGCUGCUGGAGCUGGGCGUGUCUCAGCGCUUCAUCGACGAGGUCAUCGCGCCCAUCAUGAGGGUCAACUAUUGCCAGAAUGUCAGCAUUCCCGCCUUCGUAGGCGCCGUGUCCUUGGCGAGCGCUCAGAACAACCUGUGGGCGGUGGAGGGCGGGAACAAGCUGGUGUGUUCGGGCCUUCUGAGGAUGGCCAACGCCAACCUGCUGUCAGCGCACGUCACGUCUGUGGAGCCGCUGCACUCUGCAGGGGACACCCUUCAGUACCGACUGAGCUUCACAGGGGCGGGGGAGACCAGGUCGGAGUUGUACGACAUCGUUGUCCUGGCGACGCCGCUCCAGGACAGCGUGGGCUCGGGGAUUUCUUUCCGAGGCUUCGCGCAACCGAUGGAUCAGCCGGCGGGCGACUAUCACAGCACGGUGGCCACCGUCGUCCACGGUUACCUCAACACUUCACUCUUUGGCUUCCCGGACCCCCGCCUCUUCCCCUACGCCUGCGUCCUGACCACGGAGGCACCCGGCCUGUUCUUCAACAGCGUGGCCAGCGUCUGUCCCGUCAACAUCUCGCUGGGCUUCAGGCGGAAACAAGCGCAAGAGGCGGGCGUCUAUAAAGUCUUUUCCCUGCAGCCGCUGACCAAAGCUCAGCUGAAGACGCUCUUCAGGUCCUACUACUCGGUGCAGGUGACGGAGUGGCAGGCGUACCCUCGCUACGGCAGCAGCCCCUCCCUGCCCCCCGUGGAACUGCAGCCCAACCUCUACUACCUCAAUGGCAUCGAGUGGGUCGGCAGCGCCAUGGAGAUGAGCUCGGUGGCGGCCAAGAACAUCGCUCUGCUGGCGUACCACCGCUGGAACCGACAAGCCGACAUGGUGGACCAGAAGGACCUCAUGCACAGCGUCAAGACUGAACUUUGACCUCCAGCAGGACACUUUGCAAAACUCCAUCAAGGAGGUACAGAAGUGAUAUUCCAGUAAUCCAAUACUCCAGUAAUCUAUUACUCCAGUAGUCCAUUACUUGAGUGGUUUAUUGCCCCAGUAAUCUCUUACUCCAGUAGUCUGAUACUCCAGUAAUCCAUUACUUGAGUGGUUUAUUGCCCCAGUAAUCUAUUACUCCAGUAGUCCAAUUACUUGAGUGGUUUAUUGCCUCAGUAAUCUAUUACUCCAGUAGUCAAAAACUCCAGUGAUCCAUUUUUCUACUGGUCCAUUACUCGAGUAGUUUAUUAUUUCAGUAUUCCAUUACACGAGUGGUCCAUUACUUCAGUAGUCUAGUAGUUUAUUAUUUCAGUAUUCCAUUACACGAGUGGUCCAUUACUUCAGUAGUCUAUUACUCUAGUAGUUUAUUAUUUCAGUAUUCCAUUACACGAGUGGUCCAUUACUUCAGUACUCUAGUAGUUUAUUAUUUCAGUAUUCCAUUACACGAGUGGUCCAUUACUUCAGUAGUCUAUUACUCUAGUAGUUUAUUAUUUCAGUAUUCCAUUACACAAGUGGUCCAUUACUUCAGUAGUCUAUUACUCUUAUAGAUUAUUAUUUCAGUAUUCCAUUACACGAGUGGUCCAUUACUUCAGUAGUCUAUUACUCUUGUAGAUUAUUAUUUCAGUAUUCCAUUACACGAGUGGUCCAUUACUUCAGUAGUCUAUUACUCUUGUAGAUUAUUAUUUCAGUAUUCCAUUACACGAGUGGUCCAUUACUUCAGUAGUCUAUUACUCUAGUAGUUUAUUAUUUCAGUAUUCCAUUACAUGAGUGGUCCAUUACUUCAGUAGUCUAUUACUCUAGUAGUUUAUUAUUUCAGUAUUCCAUUACAUGAGUGGUCCAUUACUUCAGUAGUCUAUUACUCUAGUAGUUUAUUAUUUCAGUAUUCCAUUACAUGAGUGGUCCAUUACUUCAGUAGUCUAUUACUCUAGUAGUUUAUUAUUUCAGUAUUCCAUUACAUGAGUGGUCCAUUACUUCAGUAGUCCGUUACUGCAGUGCUCCAGUAUGUCAAUAGUUCAUUACUCAAGUAAUCCAUUACUCCUUAAUGGUUCAUUACUCCAAAAUUACAUUACUAUAGUAGUCCAUUACUCCAGUGCUCUGUUAGUCUAUAACUUUAGUAUUCUAUUACUCCAGUGAUCCCCUGUACCAGUAGUUCAAUACUCCAGUAAUCCAUUACUAUAGUAGUCCAUUACGCCUGUCCUCACGUCCGCUUUUCAUCCAUACCAACAGCCAUACAAGUCACACUGAGGGUGGCCGCAUAAACAACUUUAACACUGUUAGAAAUAUGCGCCACACUGUGAAUCCACACCAAACAAGAAUGACCAACACAUUUCGGGAGAACAUCCGCACCGUAACACAACAUAAACACAACACAACAAAUACCCAGAAACCCCUUGCAGCACUAACUCUUCCGGGACGCUACAAUAUACACCCCCCCCCCUCGCUACCACCAAACCCCGCCCACCUGAGCCCCGACAUUAACGAUCUAGCAUCCCAGAAAAGAUGGCAGGUAUCUGGUUUGGGCACAUCAGAUUAGAUUAGAUUAGAUUAGAUUUAAAGUCCUGAAUGGUUGGUUUAUUCAUUGUUAUUUUAUUUUCAAAUGUAUUAGCCUGUGGAAAAAGUUAAUGUUGAUAUUUACCUCAGAAGGCUGCAAAUAGAAAAGAGGCAUUCCAUUUUUUUAUUAAAAUGUUAUUUAAUAGACCAUUGAUGUUUUUUCGUUUGUUUUUUGAAAGUUGAUUUUGCACUAUUAAGUUAUAUAAGCGUUGCUUGUUCCAUAUUCAGUGUUAAAGCAAAUCAGUGUAGCAAACUAACAGUGUUUCCCACACAUUCAUUUAUUUGUGGCGGCCCGCCACGAAAGAAUUACGUCCAACACAAAUUAAAAAAAUUAAAAAAAAAAAAUUUUUUAUUUUAUUUUUUUUUUUAUUGGUCCUGUCCAGCUUC
Messenger RNA from Entelurus aequoreus (snake pipefish), 3653 nucleotides. RefSeq names its product prenylcysteine oxidase-like. The record is from RefSeq and is a predicted model, not a curated record. Gene Ontology annotation, molecular function: prenylcysteine oxidase activity. Gene Ontology annotation, biological process: prenylated protein catabolic process; prenylcysteine catabolic process. NCBI's taxonomy places the organism in Eukaryota, Metazoa, Chordata, Actinopteri, Syngnathiformes, Syngnathidae. Bases 162 to 1658 code for a protein of 498 amino acids. The transcript has 7 exons.